UGGAGGCUUCCCUGAUCUCUUUGGGGUCCCUGGCUCCAGAGACCACUCUUCCCAGCUCAGCUCAGCACCUCCUCACAGCCACAGCAGCCACCUUGAGAUCUCUACGCUGACCAUGUUUUCUGUGUUUGGACUCUCUGUCCCCAUCUCGGCCACAGAGCUUCUCCUGGCCUCCGCCAUCUUCUGCCUGGUAUUCUGGGUGGUCAGGGCCUGGCAGCCUCGGAUGCCCAAAGGCCUGAGGAGUCCACCAGGGCCCUGGGGCUGGCCCCUGCUCGGGCACGUGCUGACCCUGGGGAAGAACCCACACCUGGUGCUGUCGCGGCUGAGCCAGCGUUAUGGGGACGUGAUGCAGAUCCGCAUUGGCAGCACACCUGUGCUGGUGCUCAGUGGCCUGGACACCAUCAGGCAGGCCCUGGUGCGGCAGGGCGAUGAUUUCAAGGGCCGGCCUGACCUCUACAGCUUCACUCUGAUCUCUGAUGGCCAGAGCAUGACCUUCAACCCAGACUCUGGACCAGUGUGGGCUGCCCGCCGGCGCCUGGCCCAGAACGCCCUGAAGAGUUUCUCCACCUCCUCAGACCCGACUUCCUCAUCCUCCUGCUACCUGGAGGAGCACGUGAGCAAGGAGGCUGAGUACCUCGUCGGCAAGUUCCAGGAGCUGAUGGCAGGGGUUGGACACUUCGACCCCUACAGGUAUGUAGUGGUGUCAGUGGCCAAUGUCAUCUGUGCCAUGUGCUUUGGCCGACGCUAUGACCACGAUGACCAAGAGCUGCUUAGCCUCGUCAACCUGAAUAAUGAGUUUGGGGAGGUGGCUGCCUCUGGGUUCCCGGCAGACUUCAUCCCUAUCCUCCGUUACCUGCCCAACUCUGCCCUGGAUAUCUUCAAGGACCUGAAUGAGAGGUUCAACGUGUUAAUGCAGAGGAUGGUCAAGGAACACUACAAAACAUUUGUGAAGGGCCACAUCCGGGACAUCACAGACAGCCUGAUCGAGCACUGUCAGGACAAGAAGCUGGACGAGAAUGCCAAUAUCCAGCUGUCAGACGAGAAGAUCAUUAGUGUCGUCUUUGACCUCUUUGGAGCUGGGUUUGACACAGUCACAACUGCCGUCUCCUGGAGCCUCCUAUACCUGGUGACAAGGCCCAGCAUGCAGAAAAAGAUCCAGGAGGAGCUGGACUCAGUGGUUGGCAGGGCGCGGCGGCCCCGGCUCUCUGACAGACCCCAGCUGCCCUACAUGGAGGCCUUCAUCCUGGAGACCUUCCGACACUCCUCCUUCCUCCCCUUCACCAUCCCCCAUAGUACCACAAGAGACACAAGUCUGAGUGGCUUUUACAUUCCCAAGGGGCGUUGUGUCUUUGUGAACCAAUGGCAGAUCAACCAUGACCAGAAGCUGUGGGGCGACCCAUCUGAGUUCCGACCAGAACGGUUUCUCACCCCCGAUGGCACCAUCGACAAGGCACUGAGUGAGAAGGUGAUUCUCUUUGGUUUGGGCAAGCGGAAUUGCAUUGGUGAGACCAUUGGCCGCUUGGAGGUCUUUCUCUUCCUGGCCAUCCUGCUGCAGGAGGUGGAAUUCAGCGUGCCACCGGGAGUGAAGGUGGACACGACUCCCAUCUAUGGGCUGACCAUGAAGCAUGCCCGCUGCGAGCACUUCCAGGUGCAGGUGCGCCCCUAGGGGGCUGAGAACCCUGUAGCCUAGACUCUGUCUACCUGACCUGCCUGGGCAGCCCAGCCAGGGGGCUGGCCUAGGGGGCUCUAAUCUUUGGCCCGAAACCCACAGAUAUUGGUCUGGCUGAUUUUUGCUGUCUGGGCUUCAGGCAAGCCUGAAGGAUCGUGCCUGCCCCCCCACCCUGGACUUGCCCCUCUGCAUACUGACCACAGACAGUGGACACAGCAGGGCCCACACAGGAGCUGAUGGAGCCUUCUGAAGUUGUGCUUGAGCUAGGAGGACUGGUAGGGUUAGGAGAUCCUCAGGCCUCUGGAA
This is a messenger RNA of Ceratotherium simum simum (southern white rhinoceros), 1972 nucleotides long. RefSeq names its product cytochrome P450 1A1. Gene Ontology annotation, biological process: progesterone metabolic process; hormone biosynthetic process. The record is from RefSeq and is a predicted model, not a curated record. Gene Ontology annotation, molecular function: steroid 17-alpha-monooxygenase activity; oxidoreductase activity, acting on paired donors, with incorporation or reduction of molecular oxygen, reduced flavin or flavoprotein as one donor, and incorporation of one atom of oxygen; iron ion binding. NCBI's taxonomy places the organism in Eukaryota, Metazoa, Chordata, Mammalia, Perissodactyla, Rhinocerotidae.